This is a messenger RNA of Bubalus bubalis (water buffalo), 1687 nucleotides long. RefSeq names its product MOB kinase activator 2 (gene MOB2). The record is from RefSeq and is a predicted model, not a curated record. Gene Ontology annotation, cellular component: cytoplasm; nucleus. The coding region runs from base 276 to 1142 and encodes 288 amino acids. NCBI's taxonomy places the organism in Eukaryota, Metazoa, Chordata, Mammalia, Artiodactyla, Bovidae. Gene Ontology annotation, molecular function: protein kinase activator activity. The transcript has 7 exons. Gene Ontology annotation, biological process: positive regulation of protein phosphorylation; signal transduction.
GGGAGUGAGCAAGAGAGUGUUUACUUCCGGCCGCCGCCGCCGUGGGCUGAGGGCCGAGCAAGUCGGGCGGCGGGCGCGGCGGGCCCCGCGCAGCCAUGGACUGGCUCAUGGGGGCAGCCGCGCUCUUGCCAGGAGUAGAAAUUCACGUUCCUCAGUCCCGGGCCUGCCCUCCUGGAGGUGUGAGCGCCCCGGAGCCCGCGGUGGCGGGGUCAUAUGUGGACCUUGUCUCGGCUCUGCCUCCGCCUCCUGCACCGUGAGAUGGGGCAUCGGGUCAGAUGAAGCUGUUUGCCAUCGCUCAGAGAAAAGGGGUUGGAGAAAGUGGUGACAGAGCCCGAAACCACCUCCAGCCUGGAAAGAAGGCUCUCCGGCACGGUCGUCCUCUUCUCUCUCGUGCGAUGAGUGACUGGCUCUUUGCAGCAGGACGCUCGAAGGGAAAGCACUGCAGCUCCAAACGCACAGGUGGCGGGUUUCAGGAAGUCCAAAGCCAAGCCCAACGGGAAGAAGCCCGCCACCGAGGAGAAGAAGGUGUACCUGGAGCCAGAGUACGCCAAGUCCAGAAUCACGGACUUCGGGUUCAAGGAGCUGGUGGUGCUGCCCCGGGAGAUAGACCUCAACGAGUGGCUGGCCAGCAACACCACGACGUUCUUUCACCACGUGAACCUGCAGUACAGCACCAUCUCGGAGUUCUGCACGGGGGAGGCGUGCCAGACCAUGGCCGUGUGCAACACUACUACUGGUACGACGAGCGGGGCAAGAAAGUGAAGUGCACGGCCCCCCAGUACGUGGACUUCGUCAUGAGCUCCGUGCAGAAGCUGGUGACCGACGAGGACGUGUUCCCCACGAAAUACGGCCGCGAGUUCCCCAGCUCCUUCGAGGCCCUGGUGAAGAAGAUCUGCAAGUACCUGUUCCACGUGCUGGCGCAUAUCUACUCGGCGCACUUCAAGGAGACGCUGGCGCUCGAGCUGCACGGACACUUGAACACGCUCUACGCGCACUUCAUCCUCUUCGCCCGCGAGUUCAACCUGCUCGACCCCAAAGAGACGGCGGUUAUGGACGACCUGACGGAGGCGCUGUGCGGCGGGGGCGGCGGGGACGGGCCGGGCGGGGCAGCGGGCGCACAGAACCACGUCAAGGAGAGGUGAGCCCGGCGGCGCCCGCGCGCGUCGGUGUCUGUGGGCGCCCGGACUCUGGCGUCGGCCCCGAGAACCUUGGACUCCGCUCGUCCGUGGCAGACACCUCCGGGGCCGCCCGUCUGCGUCUCCCUCUUGGGGUCUGCCCCUCCGGGUCUUCCGCGCCCGCCCCGCCCCCGGCUCGGCCUUGGCCUCCGGGGAGACACGCAGCGGGGCGGGGGCCCUUCCCCGCGGCGGGGCCCGCAGGCUUCGCUUCUGCCGCCCUUUGUCUUGGCUCGGGCUGGAGUGGCUUUUAGAGACCCCGGCCCGGCUUUCUCCUCCCUCCGCCCGAUCUGGACUCUGGCUCAGGGCCGGCUGGAGGGGCGCGGAGGCCGCGUGCCUGGAGCCCCGCGAGCUGCAAUGUCUCCCUCCGCUGCCCUGACUGCCCAGGAGGGGAACAGGGCUGGCCAGGCUCCGGGCUGCAGUGCCCCGGGGGCCGGCCUGUGCGGAGCCGCGGCCGGGGGCAGGAGAGCCUGGUUUCCCCGUGCGGGUGUAAUAAAGAGACUUCUCUCAGGUCA